UUAAAUUAGAUGAACUAUUUAAGGUGACUAAAAAUCCAAGUAGUAAUGAUAAAAUUUUUAAAAUUAAUUAUAAAGAACUUUAUUGUUUUGGUCAUAAUGAUAACAAUGAUGAAGAAAGUAAUAAAGACAAUAACAAAGCUAAUAUGAAAGGUGAUAACAAAAGCAGUAAGAAGGGUAAUGAUGAAGCUAACAAAGAAGGGAACAAGAAAGGUAAUGAUAAAGUUGACAAUGAAAAUAACAAGGAAGAUGAUGAAAAUCAUAAUAAAGGUGAUAAAGAAGACGACAAGGAAGAUGAUGAUGAAGAUGGUAAUAAAGGUGAUAAAGACAAAGAAGAAAGUGACAAGGAAGAUGAUGAAGGUGAUGAAAGUGAUGAAGAGGACAAUGAAAAUAUUGAUAGAAGAAUUAUUAAACAACAAUGCAUUGUGACAAAAACUUCUAAAAGAGUUAAUUGGCCCACAAUACCUACUUUCCUUCAAGAA
Molecule: messenger RNA, 479 nt
Organism: Dentiscutata heterogama
Lineage: Eukaryota; Fungi; Glomeromycota; Glomeromycetes; Diversisporales; Gigasporaceae
Source: the annotation of a GenBank genome assembly